Trichogramma pretiosum is the source of this 822-nucleotide messenger RNA. It is a transcript of the gene mRpL54, whose product is annotated as 39S ribosomal protein L54, mitochondrial. Gene Ontology annotation, cellular component: mitochondrial large ribosomal subunit. Bases 183 to 572 code for a protein of 129 amino acids. The record is from RefSeq and is a predicted model, not a curated record. The transcript has 2 exons. Lineage: Eukaryota; Metazoa; Arthropoda; Insecta; Hymenoptera; Trichogrammatidae. Gene Ontology annotation, molecular function: structural constituent of ribosome.
ACCGCGUUGUAUCGUCGCCUUUUAAACUUUCUUUUAACACGAUCAUUGUAGAUAGCUUUUGAAUUGGGUAUAAGAUGUAAACAUAAAAUAGCGACUCUCAGACGAAACUUCCAAACCAGACGACGUAUUUUUACCUAUUCAGUUUGUGUAGUUAUUGAAACUUGACCGAUUCAGUUUUUAAAAUGUUGAACAUACUCAAGUUUUCGAAUGUUCUCCUAAAAUUUAGAUGUGACAUUCAAGUUGCUCAUUAUGCCAUACCUGGUAUGGCCGGUGGAAAAGGUAAAAAAAUAACUAAACCAAAGAGUGCUUCAAAUGAAAAGAUUAAAUUACCAGUUGAAGAAGAUGUAAACAAAUUGUUAACACAUUGCUGUGGCACGAAUCUUUUGAAAGAAGGAGGUGAAGAUGUUAAAUUGAAACCUGACAGCGAAUACCCUGAUUGGUUAUGGUCUAUUCGAACGGGUCCUGCACCACCAUUAGAAGAACUUGAUCCCAAUACUAAAGAAUAUUGGAAACGUUUGAGAAGAGAAGGAAUCAAAAGGCAAAAUAAACUCAAGUCAUUAAGAAAGUUUUAGAUAAAUUUGUUCUUAUUGUUACUAAAAUUAUUUUUAAAAUAACUUUGUACUCUGUUAAAUAAUCUUAAAGAUGUGUUAAAAUAUAGCUUUAACAAUGACUUUUUACAUUAAAUCGCCCAAUGUCAAUUAAAUAAAUUUUAAACAAAACUUUGCUAAAUAGUAAAUGUUCAAACACACUAAAUUUUCUAUAAUUCAACAAUUUUAUAACUUAGUUGAAUUAUAAACAAGGAAAACAACAAGCCAGUGAGUA